AACACCUUUCUUGUAACCGAACAAUUUUUGCCGCUCAUAUCCAGCGGCGGAUCGAGAACACAGUAGAGCACUGGGCCGUAUUUCAAUAUAAUAUUAUAUACCGUAAACAAAAAUAGUCAAUAUUUUUAAAUUUUAGUAUUCCAAAUAAAAAAAUAGUUACAAGAUUACCAACGAUAAUAGACAAAUGAUUAAUAAUUUGAUGCGUUACAAAAUAUUUAGCUAAUAUUUUGUAUUUCGAAAGGUUUGGCUAAUAAUUUGGAAAGUCUAAAAGGUUUAACUAAUAAAUUGUAUUUACUCAAAAUUAGUUUUCACAUAUUUCAUUGCUUAAAAUAUUUUCUCCACGGUAGCCGCUGAAACGGGCAAUGUCAACACUAGACGAAUCAACCCACAAAUCAAUUUGUUUAGAGGGUUUUCUUAUUUCAAUGAAACUUUAUACAUUCUUUUACAUUUUAGACUUUUAGGUUUUGUUUUUUUUUUUCAAAUGAAAAUCAUUCGGGCUAGAAUUCUUAAACUAAAUUGAGAGUAAUGAUUUUCAUAUGUUCAUCUAUACCAUUUUUCUAACUACACAAAAUUAUUAUCAAAUAAGACUCGACCGACCAUUAAAUAAUACUAGGCCGAAACCCUAAAUCGAAAAAUUUAUAAGCUCUAUACUAGCUCUGGAUCCGGCGGAGGGCUGGGCCGUGGCUCGGGUUGGCCCAGCCCAAAAUCCGCCGAUGCUCAUAUCCCAAAUCGAUAGUCGAGAUGUCACAUAUUGAAAUCCUCACUAUUUCUCAUAUCAAAUUCUUGAUUUACACUCGUGAUAUAAUGGAUUUGUAUAAACUUUAAGACUACAAAAUUUCAAUUGCUUGGCGUAACUUCUAAUUAUUGAGAAUAAGUAGGUCUAUCUUGACAAUUAAUUAAAAACUAGAAAAUUUCUUAUUUUCGGAUGAUAUCAUCGACAACCACCAAAACAAACAUUAGAAACAUUGGCGGUCAAAACGUGGAAUAUUUAAGAGUUUCUGUUUUGUCCACCCAACAAACAACAAUGGAAAAAAAUGGAGAAAAGCAAAGGGUAGUAAAAAAGAAAAAAAGAAGAGAAGAUCCCUCCCAAAAUCAAGAAUCCGUUACUUUUGAAAAAGUAAAAGCUCCUUCCUUUCUUCUACCAGACCAGACCAGACCACAGAGAAGAAAGAGAGUAAGUGAGCAAUUUUUGGGAACCGGUAGUUGUAUUGUUUUUCUUUCUUUUACGGGGAGACGAAGCAGCAGAGGGGAACGGCAAUGGCGAGGUGAAAAAUUAAUACAAUAAUUAAUUAUUAUCACCGCCAGAGCAGAGACAAGGGAGAAAGGUGAAAGUUGUUGCUGUGGUGGGGCUAAUAACAAUUACCAACAAUGGCGGGGCCGGCUCGUAAGCCAGAGGUGAAAUUUCUUUGGUUUAUUGGGUUUUCUAUUUUCUCUUGACGCUGGAGAUAAAGUAAUUAGGGAAUUCUCCCGCCUUCCCGCUUCUGCUUGAAUCUACCCUUUUUCUCUUUCUCUUUCGGCCUUCCAAUUCCUUCCCUCUUCCACCCAUUUCCUUAAAAAACUCAUCCAUCCAUCCCCCAUCUAGCCGACAAAAAAGGAUAACCCACAUAAAACCCAUCUUCGAUUCAUGGAUUGAGGAAGUCGGAUGUAGUCGUCGCUCGCUGCCGAAGAAGAAGAAGAAUAAGCAGCAGAGACUGACUGAGUGAGUGGACUCACUCUGCGUAUGUGGGUAAGGGGUUAGCCUGCCUCUCCAUUCCAACUCUGUCUCUCGCCAUGGAUACGCCGCAGAAGACCCAGAUCGCUGCUUCUCCGCUCUCGAAGUUCGAGGAAUCCCCAGUGUUUAACUACAUCAACAGCCUCUCUCCAAUCAAGCCAGUCAAGUCACUCAACAUAACUCAAACAUUCCAUUCACUUAGUUUCUCAUCCUUACCCUCCAUUUUCACUUCACCUCAUGUCACCUCCCACAAGGAAUCCAGGUUUCUUAAAAGGCACAGUUUCCCGGAUCCGUCAAGGCUGGAACUUUCUUCUGACGCGGUGAAGAAAGUAGAUGAUGGCAAUGAAGGAAUUGCUGUGGAUGUGGUUCAUUUAUACGAUGACAGGUCUUCCCAGCCACAGGAGAAUUAUGAUUCAGUGGUAUUUAUUUCAGAUGCCUCAGUCGACCUACCUAAGUCAUUAGAGUAUGACUGUGGUAGCCCUGGUGUCCAGCAGAAACCUCAACAAGUUGGAGUAUUCGAAUCAGGUGGUCAGUUUACAAGUGAAGCUUCACAAAAGAGCGAGCCUCGAGGCUUGGAGGCAUACCAGACUCGGCAGCAAAGUAAUGAUGGUGCUGCUGAAUGCGAUUGGGAUAGUUUGAUAGAUGCUGCUGAUCUCUUGAUCUUCAACUCCCCUGCUGACACCGAGGCUUAUAAAGGGCUCAUGCAGAAACAAUUAGGCCCUAAUGCAGUCUUUUCUGCCUCCUUGACUGAUUUGCACAUUCCCGCUGAUGAUUCAGUUGGCCAGCAGGAGAUGGAAGGGCCUUCUACUCAACCAGGAGAAACUAUUUUGGUGAAGGAAGAUAAUAAAAAUAAUGGCAUGUCUAGCAAUAGUGAGGCUGCUGCUGCUGCUUCGAAUCUUUAUCGUGGCAUGAGAAGGCGCUGUCUUGAUUUUGAAAUGGUAGGAACUCGUAGGAAGAACCCAAUGGCUACACAGGAGCAAAUAGAAGAGAAGAUAGCUUCUGAAGAUAAUAAGCAACUGGUCCCUUUCAACCCUAGCAGUGAUUCCUCAAAAAUCAUUGUACCUGGAAUUGGUUUGCACUUGAAUUCCCUGGCAAUAAGUUCCAAUAACAGAAGAAACAGUGUCAAUGAGGCUUUGUCCUCUGGACCAAGUUUGCCGAGUUCUGAUGACUCCUUCCACUCUCCAACAACUGCUCAAGAGUUUCUUGAAUCAUUGACUUUAGCCUCCAUGGAAAGGGGCUUGGAUCCCACUGAGAAUGAUGUGGCACUUGCUGAGGAUGUCUCUCCUGCAUCUGCUUAUUUGGUUAAUGAACAGUUUGGACCUGGUAGUCCCAAAAAGAAAAGGCGCAAGGUGGAAGGCGAACCUGAGGCAUGUAAGCGCUGUAACUGCAAGAAGUCCAAGUGUUUGAAGCUCUACUGUGAAUGUUUUGCUGCUGGGGUCUAUUGCAUUGAACCAUGUUCUUGUCAAGAUUGCUUCAAUAAGCCCAUUCAUGAAGAUACAGUUUUGUCAACUCGUAAGCAGAUUGAGUCUCGCAACCCACUUGCAUUUGCUCCUAAAGUGAUUAGGACCUCUGAACCAGGACAUGAAAUUGGGGACGAGUCCACUAAAACACCUGCCUCAGCUCGACACAAGAGAGGAUGCAACUGCAAGAAAUCAAGUUGUCUGAAAAAAUACUGUGAAUGCUACCAGGGUGGAGUUGGCUGCUCCAUUAACUGCCGGUGUGAAGGCUGCAAGAAUGCAUUUGGCAGAAAAGAUGGUUCUGUUUUACCAGAAACAGAAACCGAGCCAGAAGAUGAUACAGAAGCCAAGGAGAAAAAUGCAUUAGAAAUUUCAGCAAAGCAGAACGAUAACCAGACCAUUGAAGAGCAAAACAUGAACUCCGGUCUCCCUGCAACUCCGUUGCAGUUUUCCAGAACUUUGGUUCAGAUGCCAUAUUCUUCAUCAGCUAUCAUCAAACCACCAAGGUCUCUUCUUGGAAUUGGAUCAUCUUCAUCCAAUGGAUUAUACCAGACCCACAACUUCGGGAAACCGAGCAUCUUCAAAACUCAAUCCAAGCUUGAAAACAGACCGUUUCAGGGGAUUUGUGAUGAUGAUAUCCCAGAAAUCCUGAGAGGCAGCAGCUUCUCGCCUGGUAUGGGAAUCAAGGUAUCUUCUUCACCAAACAGCAAGAGGGUAUCUCCACCACACCACAAUAACUUGGGAACUUCAACCUCAGCUUCCUCAACAUCUCCUGGGCGUAGGAGUGGCAGGAAGAAGCUGAUAUUGCAGUCCAUACCUUCUUUUCCUUCUCUUACUCCCACUCAAAUGAAAUGAUGAUGAUGAUGAUGAUGAUGAAUUGGAGGAAGAAGAAGAAGAAAGGAGCAAAUUCUCUAUCAAAAUCUUGCUGAGAGAGAGAAAAGGGAAGGCCACACUUGGUAGUCUUAGUAGCCUGUAGUAGAAUGUCCAUUAUUGUUGUUCUUUGGUUCUUUUAGAAAGUUGGUUGUGUAUAAUAAGAUGCAAGCAAUCCUCUGUAGGUUCUCAUAAGUUCACAUAAAGUAGUAAAACUACCUUCUUGUAAUAUAGGUUUCAAAGGUUUUGUUUCUGCCUUCAAUCAAAUAUUUAGAACGUGCUAUGGGUUAGUUUCUCUAUACCCCAAGUAUAGAUUAUAGAAGCCAUGUGUACCAAAUAGCCCGUUUGAAAAAAAGGCUAAUCUGAAUGCUCUCUCAGUUCUUGCAUGAUUAGUCAUCCUCAUUCCUGGGGUUAAUUACAAUGAUGGUCACUGGGUUUACUAAAACCGUUCAUGUUUGGUCACUGCAAAUAUUUAAUUUCAUUCAUGGUCACUAAGAAUAGUUCAAUAGUUCAAGUUUGGUCACUCUCCGUUAGUCUCCGUUAGUUUUUGCUGAUGUGACAGUCAACUAUUAUAGUUGACCGUUAAAUGAGUGACGUGGUCAUUAAAAAAAUAAUAAAAUUUAAAUAUUUACAAUUUCCACCUUAUUUUACAACUAUUAAGAAAUAAAAAUAAAACUUACCUCCUCCUCUGCCACCGGACCAUCCCCUAUUCAGACGACGGAGAUCAAUAUCCUCGGCGCUUCCCAGAUCCAAAGUUCUGUGAUCUGAAAAAAAUUGUAAUUGCUUCUUAGUUUGCAACAGGAUUGCUUACUAUUGUUAUUUUCCGCUUCUCCGAUUGUGAAAAAAAAAUUUGUUCGUUCUCCGAUUAUUAUCAGUUAUCACUAUUGAUCUGCUGAACGGAAGAUUCUCGCUAUUGUUUCCGAUUUCGUGUUUGUUAUUCGUUCGUUCAUUCAUACCCGUCUCUGCCUGGUUCUCUGUGUGCUGCGUUAUAAUAAUACCUUCGUUGCAAAGCUUGAUUUUGAUUUCGGCAUAAUCUGGUUUAGAGAAGAAAAAAAAAGGAAACCCUAAAACAAUGGCGGCGACGAUGACUACGUCGGUGCGGUACAAAUUCCUGAGUUCUAGGGAUUUAUCCGAGAUCCAAAUGCAGGGGCCUUACGUAAUCGUCGGGGAUCUGAAACUGGCGAUUUUCAAACAAAGAAACCUCGUUGAAACUGGCGAUUUCCAAAACCUCUUGUCCUUAUGGCUUGUGUUGCUAGCUGGGUGUUGGAAAGAAGGGGAUGGUCCACUGCCAGAUAAGUUUUAUUUUUAUUUUUUAACCGUUGUAAAAUGAGGUGAAAAUUAUAAAUAUUUAAAUUUUAUUAUUUUUUAAUGACCACGUCACUCAUUUAACGGUCAACUAUAGUAGUUGACUGCCACAUCAGCAAAAACUAACAGAGACUAACGGAGAGUGACCAAACUUGAACUAUUGAACUAAUCUUAGUGACCAUGAAUGAAAUUAAAUAUUUGCAGUGACCAAACAUGAACGGUUUUGGUAAACCCAGUGACCAUCCUUGCAAUUAACCCUGAUUCCUGAGCAGAAUUCAGUGUAACGUGCCUUGGGUAGGGGUGACAAUAUAAUUCUAUGCACGGAGAUCCUACUCUAUCCAACCCGGUCAAAGCGGGUAAAAUCUGUGUUGACGGAGAACGGGUCGAGUUCGGGUUUAAACCCGUUCUAUUAUGUUGUGGGUUGGGUUCGGGCUUAGCCAUAUCCAAUACGUUCCAACUCGUACCCGUUUGAUUUGUUCUUCAUUAUUGUAUUGAAUGAAGUUGAUAUUAUGGAAUGGAGAGUGAAGAAGUUUAGUUGACAAGGAGGAAGAAGCUUUCAAUUAAUUAUGUUGUUUAUAAAUGUUUAUUUUUAAU
Messenger RNA from Linum trigynum, 5937 nucleotides. Lineage: Eukaryota; Viridiplantae; Streptophyta; Magnoliopsida; Malpighiales; Linaceae. The record is from the annotation of a GenBank genome assembly.